Styela clava is the source of this 3547-nucleotide messenger RNA. Its product is annotated as short transient receptor potential channel 5-like. The record is from RefSeq and is a predicted model, not a curated record. Gene Ontology annotation, biological process: regulation of cytosolic calcium ion concentration; calcium ion transmembrane transport. Gene Ontology annotation, cellular component: cation channel complex; plasma membrane. Lineage: Eukaryota; Metazoa; Chordata; Ascidiacea; Stolidobranchia; Styelidae. Gene Ontology annotation, molecular function: inositol 1,4,5 trisphosphate binding; protein binding; store-operated calcium channel activity.
AUUAUUUUAAUUAAAUUGAAAUCUUCUAUCAAUUAAUAAAUAAAUUAUCAUUUUUCAGAUUUAUAUUUCUCUUAUAGUUUAUAAAAUGUUUAGAAAACCGACGCAAAGAUGGAAUAUGGAUGUACCCAGCAACUCCUUUCAGCAUCGCAAUUCCGUCCUCAACUUUACGAGGAAAGGUUCGAUGAGAUUGCACGGAUUCCAACAGAAAAGAGCUUUAAAACGCGGAGGACUGAAAAGUAUCGAGAUGUUGUACCUAAAAUUCGCAGGCCAAGGAGAUGUGCAGAUGGUUGAAAAAUUGUUCAAAAAAUACUCAGAAGAACAGCUGAACAGAAAUUGUACCGACUUUUUCGAUCGAACGGCUCUUGUUCUUGCAAUCACAAACCGACACGAAGAUAUGAUAAAAUGCUUGCUAAGCAAUGGAGUUGAUCUUACGGAGUCACUGUUUUACGCCAUAGAAAAUGAGUUUACGGAGGCGGUGGAAUACAUACUAAACAGUGACACUGCCAAACAGACAAGACAUGUUGAAAUGUUGGUGACAAGCGAAGAAUCAAUCUUCCCACGCUUCCUGAGUCCUAUCAUGCUGGCGGCCCACAAGAAUAACUAUGAUAUAUUGGAGAUUCUGUACAACCACGGACAUCGUCUUCGUGAUUUGUCGGCGAGUGCAAGUAACAAAUGGGAUGAGAUCCGACUAAGGUGGCUGUACUAUAAAGCGCGGGCGAGUCAAGCUUACAUGAUAAUAAUGUACAAUAAAGAAAAAGUCGAUCCACUGAACGAAGCUAUCGAGUUUUACGGAACACUAAAAAGAGAAGGAUUAAAAGCGAGGGAGGUACGGGAAAGCUAUAGGGAACUUGCGCAACAAUGCGAAGAAUUUGCCAUGGCAUUAUUAGACCAGAUACGAACUGCUCAAGAGUUGGCAGAUCUUCUUCGAUUCACGUUGGUUGGUCGGGAACAUGGAAAUACCAAUCAACUCGCUUUUAGUACCUUACCUAUGUUGAUUGCCCCUAACCCAACUUCUGAAGAAACACUUGAAAUACAUGCGAUUUUUGGCAGUAGAGACACAGUAAGUGAUUUACCCAGCGAAUCAAAUUGGCCAAGUCCAUCUCAUCAAUCUCCAUCAAUAAGAAUAAAUGAUAACAAUAUGUUGAAUCGCCAGGCGGAAAGAAUAAAAAGUAGACCAGCUGAGUUAUCACCAGAUGCAGCCGAUGUGAUUCGUAGUAUUACAAAUACGGCAUUGACGACCGCCCCCAAGUCAGAACGUCAUAUGCUUCCUGCUGUAGAUAAUCUGGCAAAUAACGAGCCCGACCAGAGAAGAAUAUCUCAGGUUAUGGAUUAUGUUCCAGAAGAAAGACAUAGAACGUUAGGAAUACGUAGACCGAUUUCGGCAUCUCUCAACGUGGAAUAUGCAAGACCAAUUCACUUUUUGAAGCCGAUAGAAAAAGCUGUUGACAACGGUAUGGUGCGUCUCGUAACUUGCGAAAACUCGCAGCUUGCCUUGACUUAUCUCAAGGAUGGUAUUUUAUUUCGAGAUGCGACACCAAAAAAAUGUCUUCUUCAGAAAUGUUUAGUUGGAAUCAUGUUUCCUAUAAUCAGCAUAGCAUUCUACUUCUUUCCAAACACUAGAUUGGGUUUGGUUGCCAGGAAUCCGACCGCCAAAUUAUGGAUGGAGGUUGCUUCUGAUAUUUAUCUCAUAAUUCUUCUCAUCAUUAAUUUGAUAUUAUCACAAGUUCGUGUUAUAAAAGUUGACGAUUUUUCACCAAUUCUUAUCAUUGCUUACUUUUGGAUGCCGGGGAAAUUCAUAAACCUCAUGUUUCUCACUUAUCAUCAAGGGAAAAGGGUUUUAUUUUCAAUUUGGAAUUGGAACGAUUUUGCAACUAUAUCACUUUAUACUGUAUUUAUGAUUUUACGGAUAUAUGGAUACACCAUAUCAGAUUCCACUGACAUUUCAAAGAUGCAAUGGGACCCUAUACCACUGUCCGACAUGAUGAUCAGCGCAGUAUAUAUUCUUGUGUUUCUCCGACCUCUGGAAAUACUUCGAGUGAACCGAACAUUUGGCCCAUUACAGGUAUCUGUUGACCGGAUGAUCGGAGACGUUUCCAAGUUUUUUCUCUUGUUCUUGGUUAUUUGGUUUGCGUUUUCAAGUGGGAUCAACACCCUCUACUGGAGGUACAGCGGUCAGUCAGACGGAUUUCACAAUUGCACUAUGGACAAAAAGAACAAGAGCAGCAAAGAAGACAUACAUUGCUGUUUUUCGGAGGAAGGCACUCAGAAAUUCACCACUAUCGUCAGUUCUUUGCAAGUUUGCUUCUGGUCAAUAUUUGGAUACAGCGAUGAUUACAACAGGUGGUUCAAUUUAACGUGCGCAGAUGAAUCAGCAAAAAAAGAAAUUACUGCAGUAUUUGGAGAAACUGUUUUUGCUUUAUAUCAUAUCGGAACCGUUCUUAUCCUGGUUAAUAUGUUGAUCGCCAUUAUGAGUGGAACGCUGCAGAAAACGAUAGACGAUAGCGAUAUUCAAUGGCAGUUUCAUCGCACGAGGGUAUGGAUUCGUUUCAUUAGGACAGGAUUCUACCGACCUCCACCGAUGAACUUGAUUCCAAGACCGAAGGAGUUUGUCUAUCUCGGCUCGUUCAUAAUAAAAGGCUUCCGAAAGCUGUGUAGGUGUAUUCUGUGCAGAAGUGCAGAAGAUGUUAGCAGACAUCCUGAACGGGCAUAUCAAGCGAAUAUACCAAUGAAUCAAUACGGAAGACGAAACGACGCUAAGGCGCAUCACAAAGCAGGAAUGAUACAGAAAAAUGGCAGUCCAGAGUCUCAUACAAGUGGAGAAGGAUACAAAGAGCAUUGGUCACCUGGUAGUGCAGCGACAGAAGAAAAGUAUUCUCGCUAUGACGUCACCCUUAGAAAAUGCGUCAGAAGAUACCUGAAAGCGAAUGGAGUUCAUCCAGAUGAUCAACAAACAGCAAAUAUAUGAGACGGUACAACCAUUCUAUUUGCGCCUAUUUCCACUAAUCAUGUACUUUUGAAGGUCAUGAUGAUGAGACUGAAUACACAUCACGGUGGGAGUCGGGACAUGUUGACACCACAGCUUUCAACAAAGGAGUAAAGCAAAUUUGCGAGACGAAGCGUUUGACCGCCCGUCACGUACAAGCACUAAAAGAAAAGUAACGGGCAAAAAUAUAAAUUUCGAACGAAAAGAGUAUAUAAAUAUAUUGGCUCAAAUCUUAGUCCUAAUUCCAAAAUGGAAUUUAUUCUCACUGGACAGCUUAUUUACUAUAGUAGGAAUUCCAUGUUUUCCUAUUAUCAGAUUUCCAAUGUAUAAUAAUAUUUUUGUAUUUCGUUAGCAUUUGUAAAAAUGAACUUAUCUGUAAUUGAUUUCUAUCUUUGUUGCACUGUUUUUUUUCACUUCUUGUCAUAUAAAUGAGUGGAGUAUAUUUAUAAAUAAAUUGGGUUUAUUAAUUUUUGGGGUACUCCCGAAGUAUGUGAACCAAGAUGGCGGACACCGGAACGUAGUAUGUGUACCAGGCCAUUUUUUAUUCCAAUUUUCCUUAUUUUA